Brassica napus (rape) is the source of this 552-nucleotide messenger RNA. Its product is annotated as protein LUTEIN DEFICIENT 5, chloroplastic-like. The transcript is spliced from 4 exons. Gene Ontology annotation, molecular function: heme binding; iron ion binding; monooxygenase activity. The record is from RefSeq and is a predicted model, not a curated record. Bases 1 to 393 code for a protein of 130 amino acids. Lineage: Eukaryota; Viridiplantae; Streptophyta; Magnoliopsida; Brassicales; Brassicaceae.
AUGUCUGUAUAUCGGUUACCGAAAACGACUGUGAAGAAGCUAACGGGUGCUGUUGCGCAGUUUUGGUGGAGUCCAGGAGGUAGUACAAGAGUUCUCUUUCUAAAUGUUUCUAAUAAGCCCAUCUUUUGCUUACAACUUCUCAGAUUCAUUAGAGAUGAUUAUAUCGGUAAACUUUGCUUUUCCAGUUACUUGCCGUUUGGUGGAGGGCCGGGGAAAUGCAUAGGCGACACGUUUGCUUCUUUUGAGAAUGUGGUGGUGGCAAUUGCAAUGCUUAUUCGAAGAUUUAACUUUCAGACUGCACCAGGAGCUCCCUCCGGUGAAAGUGACUAUAGGAUACACACCACAGAAGGAUUGAAAUUGAUGGUAACGAAGAGAACAAAACCUCUCGACUAACCAUCUGCUCCUCUAGAUGAGCUUUCCCCUACUCUGUCUUGAGUCCUCAUCUUUGCAAAACUGAAAUAAACAACUAGACAUGCUUAAAGAAGAAGAAGCGAAAAUCUUGUGUUAGAACGAAAACAAAUGAUGUAGAAUUUGUUGGAACAAGGUCACUGC